AUGGGCUCAAUCCCUCUUCAUUGCAGCAUUUGUCCGAAAGAACCAGAUUUCAGUGAUGUCUCCCACCUUCUUACGCACAUAUCUUCCAAGGGGCAUUUGUCCCAUUAUUUCAAAGCCCAAGUGCAGGCUCGGCAAGAUGCAGAAAUACGUGAAAAAGUCAAUGCCUUUGAUUCCUGGUACGACUGCCACCAAAUCGAGAGACUGCUAUCUCAGCGCAUGAGCGCCAAACAAGCUCAGCGGGGUACCAAUGCGAAGAAAUCAAUCCGAUCGAAAAGCACUGCCAGACAGGCAAGCCAAAAACAGGCCGAUGAGCGACGAAGGAAAACCUCGCUCAAUGAAUCAAACAUUGAUCCACAACUUGCAGCCCGUCCUUCCCCAUUGCACUUGCAACCUAGCAAUCAACAUUCGCCCAGCCCUCAAGCCGGUCUCAAAGGUCGUGCGCCGGUCCCUCGCAUGAUUGACUGGGCCAAAGAAAGCGAUGUGAGCCCCAGAAGUCCUGGUGGUGCGUGUCCUGAUACUUUUCAUCAACAAGAGAAGGGCCCUUUCACUGCUUUGGACUCUGUAUCCAUAGACCCUUUUCGGUCCAAUGCAAAACAGCCUGUAGAAACAAGGUAUCCAGACCCUUUAGAUCUUCCGCCAUAUCUGCAGGAAAAUGAUCAGGAGAGCAUCCAGACAGACAAAGUCGAAGAACCUAUCGAGCCUGGAUCAUCGCUGAAAGGAAUCGUCUACCCGGGCAUGUCUUUAUUUGAUUCUGCAAGUUAUGAAGCUCAACGUCUGCGUAAUCAGAAGAAGCAUGGAUCAGUGCUGGAGCAAAUGGAGAUGGACUCGAUUGCCAUUGAACCUACAGAGCGUGUUUUCUGGCCUGACGGGCAAGUGAAAAUAGAAAGGGUCAUCACUGGCAAUGUCGAAAGUAGUCCUUUGAAAGAACCAACGCCUCUUCCAAAACCUCCCAAACGUCCACGGACGAGAGCAAGGAAAGCUCUUGAAGACGUUGGGACUAACGUGCCGCGCGGGAGUAGAAAGCGGUACCCAAAGCCCCCAAUCACUCGAACCGUGGGGAAAAUCACACCGGCGGCACUUGAGAGCAUGGCUGACAUGGCUCUACAUACACUUCGAGCAGUGUUUCCAAAGAUCGCUCACACUGGCGAAGAUCUUGCUGAAGACGGAUACCUUGAACCAAGGAUGCCUACUCAUGGGACUCCUACUCGCCGCAAAGCAGAGUUCUCGGUUUUCAGAGAUCUCCUGAAUCUGGACACGGAGAAAUCAAGUCUUAAUGGGCAAUCUAGUGAUGGGAAGUCAUCGCCGACACAACAUUUCACCUCCCAGAUCGAUUCGCAGCAGACAUGCCUGACCCAAUUGGAGUCAGAGGUUCGCGACGAGUCUUAUCAUGAACUUCUGAUGCAUUCUCCAGUUUCAAAUACCCAAUCAGCUACCACGAACAAAUUCUGUCAAUCCUUCCUCGAGAGUGAUAAAGAAAACCUGAUGGUCUUGACAGGUCAUCCUAGCAGAGCAACGUUUGACAGGUCUCAAGAAUUGAAGCCUAGGAUCACGCAGAGGUAUUUCUCUGUUGUGGGUAAUCAGACGCCGCAAUUUUUCAGCAGCAUGCCGCCACAAAUGGAAUUCGGAGGAUCUUGUGGCCCGACAUUUCGUGGAAGUCAGUUGAAUCCUCUAAGCUCUGGACGGGGAGAUCAUUAUCAGCAACCCCGCUUCUAUGCGCAAGAUACAAAUUUGAAUUCGCUACAGACUUGUGUACCUCGACCUCAAACUCAGGCCGAGUAUUUGCCCGAACAACGUCAACACCGUUCGCAGGGGGGACGCAGCAUGAGAGGUUGA
Bacidia gigantensis is the source of this 1833-nucleotide messenger RNA. RefSeq lists its product as uncharacterized. Lineage: Eukaryota; Fungi; Ascomycota; Lecanoromycetes; Lecanorales; Ramalinaceae. Bases 1 to 1833 code for a protein of 610 amino acids. The transcript has a single exon. The record is from RefSeq and is a predicted model, not a curated record.